Helianthus annuus (common sunflower) is the source of this 1695-nucleotide messenger RNA. RefSeq names its product 3-ketoacyl-CoA synthase 20. Gene Ontology annotation, biological process: fatty acid biosynthetic process. The coding region runs from base 83 to 1564 and encodes 493 amino acids. NCBI's taxonomy places the organism in Eukaryota, Viridiplantae, Streptophyta, Magnoliopsida, Asterales, Asteraceae. The transcript has 3 exons. Gene Ontology annotation, cellular component: membrane. Gene Ontology annotation, molecular function: acyltransferase activity, transferring groups other than amino-acyl groups. The record is from RefSeq and is a predicted model, not a curated record.
AAAUCACAUUUCUCAAGUGUGUGUUCUUCAAUCAUCUCUCAAAUACAUCUACAUUUUUUCCUAAUUUAAUCUUCUUACUCUCAUGACGAAUUCACACCAAAAACCGAAAUACGUUAAAUUAGGUUACCAUUACUUGAUUUCACGCGGUAUCUACCUCUUGUUAACCCCUAUUAUCGCGGUUGUCUCAAUCCGUUUAUCUUCACUUACCACACAUGAUCUAGUUUAUCUAUGGGACCAACUCCGGUUCAAUUUAGUCAUGGUGGUGCUUAGCUUGGCGUUAUUAGUGUUUCUAGCUUCGCUUUACUUCAUGAGUAGGCCUAAGAAGGUGUACCUUGUCGAUUUCGCCACUUACAAAGCCGAAAACUCGCGAAUAGUGUCCCUAGAGACAUUCAUGGACCGGUCAAUUAGAGCUGGAACGUUUACCGAAGAGAAUUUAGCAUUCCAGAAAAAGAUUCUGGAACUAUCUGGAUUAGGUCAGAAAACGUACUUUCCAGAUGCAGUGUUACAGGUUCCGGCGAAUCCGUGUAUGACGCAAGCGAGAAACGAGGCGGAGAUGGUGAUCUACGGAGCCAUCGAUGAAUUGUUGGCGAAAACCGGAUUAAAAGCGAAAGAUAUAGGAAUUUUGAUCAUGAAUUGUAGCUUGUUUUGUCCUACACCAUCACAGAGCUCCAUGAUUGUGAACCAUUACAAGCUUAGAGAGAAUAUCAAGAGCUAUAAUCUUAGUGGAAUGGGUUGUAGUGCUGGAGUGAUAGCCAUUGAUCUAGCAAAGCAACUUCUUCAAGUGAACCCUAAUUCAUACGCACUUGUUAUUAGCAUGGAAAACAUAUCAUUAAACUGGUACUUUGGAAACAACCGAUCAAUGCUCGUCACUAACUGUCUGUUUCGAGUGGGAGGAGCCGCGAUGUUGUUGUCGAAUCGAUCUUUUGAUCGUCGUCGUUCGAAAUACCAACUCAUUCACACCGUCCGUACACAUAAAGGUGCGGACGACCGGUGUUACAACUGCGUGUUCCAAAAAGAAGACGAAAACAAGAAAAUCGGGGUAUCGCUAUCGAAAGACCUAAUGGUGGUCGCGGGUGAAGCCUUGAAAACGAACAUCACUACACUCGGCCCAUUAGUACUUCCUAUGUCGGAACAAUUAUUGUUUUUCGCGACAUUAGUUGGGCGAAAGGUCUUUCGGAUGAAAAUAAAACCGUACAUCCCGGAUUUCAAACUCGCAUUCGAGCAUUUUUGCAUACACGCGGGAGGAAGAGCGGUUCAUGAUGAGAUGGAAAAGAAUCUUGAAUUAUCCGAGUGGCAUAUGGAACCAUCGAGAAUGACAUUAAAUCGAUUUGGGAACACUUCAAGCAGCUCGUUGUGGUACGAACUAGCUUACUCCGAGGCCAAGGGUAGGAUCCGAAAGGGUGAUAGGGCUUGGCAGAUAGCUUUUGGGUCGGGUUUUAAGUGUAAUAGUGCGGUGUGGAAGGCGUUGAGGACGAUUGAUCCGACUAAGGAGAAGAACCCAUGGACGGAUGAGAUCGAUGAUUUCCCGGUUCAUGUUCCUAAGAUUGAGAAGAUCGGUACAUAAUUAGGGUUCAUUUUUAUAAAUUGUUUAGAAUUUUGUGGAUUUCGUAUAUGCAAAAUAUACAUAUACGGUUGUUACGCUAGUGUAGAAGGUUAAAGAGACAAUUGUUAUACUUCAAUUAUUAAAAACAGAUU